Molecule: messenger RNA, 1758 nt
Organism: Penicillium lagena
Lineage: Eukaryota; Fungi; Ascomycota; Eurotiomycetes; Eurotiales; Aspergillaceae
Product: MDR family MFS transporter
Exons: 4
Coding region: 1-1758 (585 amino acids)
Biological process (GO): transmembrane transport
Molecular function (GO): transmembrane transporter activity
Source: RefSeq, a predicted model, not a curated record
AUGUCUCCGAUUCCGUCUGCGGAGAACGAAGUCGCAGUGACCGAUGUGAGGGAGUCUACUGCACACGAAGAAGCUCAGGAAUUGGAGGAUAUGAGAAAUCAUGUCAAGUUCUCAAGUUUGGUCUUGAUUUCAAUCGUACUGUGCUUGGCGACUUUGUGCGUAGCAGUGGACAAUACGAUAAUCUCGACCGCUGUCCCUCGGAUUACCCAUGACUUCCACAGCAUCGACGAUGUGGGUUGGUAUGCAGCAAUCUACCCAUUGACGUCCUGCGCAUUCCAACCUUCCUACGGCAAGAUGUAUACGCUCUUCUCCAGCAAACUCGUCUUCCUAGCAGCGUUGCUGAUAUUCGAGAUCGGAAGCGUUGUAUGUGCUACCGCACCGAAUUCUCAUGUUUUCAUUCUUGGACGCGCAUUAGCAGGUCUGGGGUCUGCUGGGAUACAAGCAGGUACUACACUCAUUCUUGCUGAAUGUGUUCCGCUACACAAGCGACCGACAUGGAACAGCAUCAUUGGUAGCAUUUUUGCAGUCGGGAGCGUAGCUGGGCCUUUACUGGGAGGAGCGUUCUCAGAUUCAACUACCUGGCGUUGGUGUUUCUACAUCAAUCUCCCAAUCGGAGGCGCUGUCAUGAUCUUCAUCGCCUUUUUCUAUGACGGUAGCCGCGGCGGCAAGAGAACAUUUGAGUCGACCGGAUUUCGCAGCCAGAUCGCACGCUUCGACUUGGCUGGUACUUUCACCUUUGUGUUGGCAACGGUUUGUCUUCUCCUAGCACUCUCAUGGGGUAGGACCACAUAUGCAUGGGACAAUGCCCGCAUCGUAGCCCUGCUGAUGGCUGCUGGUGUCCUGUUUUGUUCUUUUGUCGGCGUCGAAUACUGGAGGAAAGAUGGCGCCAUCAUUCCUUUGCGUUUACUACGCAGGCAAAGCAUACUUGCAGCAAUCUGGUUUGGCCUCUGCCUUGGAGGUGUGUUCUUUGUACGUGAUUCCAACGCAGACUUCACAGUACAUCUGGCUGACCAAGAUACUAUAACCUUCCAGGUCAAUGUUUUUUACAUACCGCUAUGGUUUCAGCUCGUCGAUGGUGUUUCUGCCGUCGAAUCCGCAAUCUUGUUCAUCCCAUUCAUGCUUAGUGUCGUUGGUGGAUUCAUGUUCGCAGGCUUUGGGACCGCUGCAACGGGAUAUUACACACCUUUCGUCUACGCUAGCUCAAUUCUUAUGUCGAUAGGUACUGGCUUUUUGAUGACUGUUCGGCCUCAGUACACCUCGAGAGCCAAAUGGGUCGGAUUUCAGAUCCUGUGCGGAACCGGAAUUGGCCUAGGAGAAGAGCAAGGACUAUACAUGGUGCAGACGACGCUUCCUGAAAAUGAUGUGGCAACUGGUCUCGGGAUCAUCUUGUUCGCGCAGACGUUUGGCGGAGCCGUCUUCGUGUCAGUUGCGCAGGCAGUCUUCUUGGAAAACAUCACCAAGACACUAAAAACACUGGCCCCGAACCUGGACCCUCGCUCUGUUCUAAGCGGCGCAUCGACGGCCCUACCGGGCUCUUCUCAUGCUCAGGCAUCACCAGAAUUGCAGGCAGUCUAUGGCGUGGCGGUCAAAGACGCUCUUCGUGUUGGGCUUAUACUAGCAACGGUCUCCAGUCUAGGUGCCUUGUUGUACGAUUGGAAAAGUUUGAAGACUGAGCUCGAUAAUGGAAGGGAUGCACGUACCAGUGAUCAUGAGCUGGAACAUGUAGCGGAAGUUCGAGCAGAGGGUAUAGUGAAAUAA